AUGGCUAAUCGUUUCGAUCUUCCUCUUGAAAGUAUUGAUCCGAAAGAUAUUCGUUCAAUUGUUUUAUCUGGUUCUGAAUUAGCUCAAAUGUCAUCAAAACAAUUAGAUGAAGUUCUGAUAUCAUAUCGUGAAAUCGUAUUUGCUCGAACGUCUCCUCAACAAAAAUUGAUUAUUGUUGAAGGUUGUCAAAGACAAGGCUGGAUUGUCGGUGUUACUGGUGAUGGUGUUAACGACUCACCGGCUCUUAAAAAAGCUGAUAUUGGAAUAUCAAUGGGUAUAACUGGCUCUGAUGUCAGUAAACAAGUGGCAGAUAUGAUUUUACUGGAUGACAAUUUUUCAACAAUAGUUGCUGGUGUUGCAGAAGGUCGACUUAUGUUUGAUAAUUUGAAAAAAGUUAUUGCUUACACAUUCACAAAAAAUUUAUGUCAACUAUUACCAUUUCUUCUCUAUGCAAUUGUUGAUAUUCCACUUGCAUUAAGUACAAUAACUAUAUUGUGUAUUGAUCUAGGAACUGAUAUUGUACCUAGUAUAACAUUUGCAUAUGAACAAGCCGAAGGAGAUCUUUUAGAACGACCACCGAGAAAAAGAACUGAUAAAAUGUGUACCGUUCAAUUGGUUACACUUUGUUAUGGACAGAUGGCAAUGAUUGAAGCAAGUGGCGCUUUUUUUGCUUUUUUUGUUGUUAUGGCUGAAAAUGGUUGGUGGCCAUCAAGAUUACUUGGAAUACGAAAUGCAUGGGAUUCCGCUGCUGUUAAUGAUCUUCGUGAUAGUCAUGGUCAAGAAUGGACAUAUGAACAAAGACGUAAUCUCGAUUUGUCUGCACAAUCCGCAUAUUUUAUUGGUAUUGUUAUAACACAAAUUGGAAAUUUACUUGGAAAUAAAACAGUUCGUCAAUCAAUAUUUGACAAAAGCUUUUUUCGAAAUACGUUGAUGUUAUUGUCCAUUGUAUUUGCAAUUGGUCUUGCUUGUUUUCUUCUUUAUAUUCCAAAACUUAAUCGAGCACUUAAUCUUGCACCAAAUCGAUUUCUUUGGUGGUUACCAUCUGCUCCUUUUUUUCUAUAUUUAUUAGCAUUUAAUGAAAUACGAAAGCUUUUUAUUCGAAAAUAUCCUGGCCGAUUUCCAUCACGUCAACUCACAUUGUGA
Molecule: messenger RNA, 1143 nt
Organism: Rotaria sp. Silwood2
Lineage: Eukaryota; Metazoa; Rotifera; Eurotatoria; Philodinida; Philodinidae
Source: the annotation of a GenBank genome assembly